AUGGCUCACACUCGCCCAUUGGGACAACCUAUCACUCUGAAGCUCUCGGGAAAGGUAAUCAAGAACCGCCUUUACCGCACUCCCCUCAGCGAAUACGCUUCGACGUACGACGAAAACAAUGUUGAAAACUGCGGAAAGCCCCUCCCACGCUACGCCGAACUCUACCAAGAACUUGCGGAUGGAGGUGCUGGCCUGAUUUGCACAGGCAAUAUUCCCAUCCAUCGCGAUAACUUGGAAAACUACAACAACGCUGUCCUAGACAUCAAUAACCCUUGGGAUGCAGUCGAGGCAUUCCGUCCUGCUUGCCAGGCUGCGAAGUCUCGAGGCGCAAUCUUUCUUCCGCAGCUACAGUUUCCGGGUCGUCAGGUGCCUGAGUUCCUGAACGCGAACCCGAAGUCUUCCUCCUCCGAGCAGUUGGACCCUUGCUUGAACAAAACGUACGGCAAGCCCUCGCCUUUGACCAGAGCUGAGAUAAAGGAUUUGCAAAAUCGUUAUGUCUGGGCUGCGGAAGUGCUGUUCAAAGCUGGGGCCGAUGGUAUUAUUCUACAUGCGAGUCACGGAUAUAUCAUGCAACAGUUCCUAUCACCCUUGAUCAACAAGCGAACUGAUGAGUACGGCGGUAGUCUGGAAAACCGCGCCCGAUUCAUCCUCGAGAUCGUGAAUGCCAUCAAAGCCAAACUUCCAUUGAACGAAUUCGUGAUUGCUGCUAAGCUCAACUGCCAGGACUGUAUGAGACAAUCUUUCCCGGGCUGCCUGGAUUGUUCACUAACAUCUACAGUCAUUGAGGGAGGUGCUAGCUUCGCGGAACAGUGUGUCGUCAUCAAAUGGCUUGAAGACGCCGGUGUAGAUUUCUUCGAUAUAUCAGGUGGGACCUAUGCUUCUCCUGCAUGGAGAGGCAACAUCAUGAAAGAGCUGGCAGAAAGACCCUCGCAGAAGGAGAGAGGAAGCUACUUCAUCGAGUGGGCACAGGAAAUGAAGAAAGUCUUGUCCCGCGCCGUUAUUGGUACUACAGGUGGCUGGAGGGAUAGUCACCGGAUGUCGGAAGCCGUUGAAGGAGGCGAUAUUGAUAUGAUCGGGCUUGGAAGACCACUCCGUGAAGACCCAGAGUUCGUGAACAAAGUCCUUCGCGGUGAAGUCAGGAGAUGCAACCUGUGA
Messenger RNA from Penicillium longicatenatum, 1155 nucleotides. RefSeq lists its product as uncharacterized. The coding region runs from base 1 to 1155 and encodes 384 amino acids. Gene Ontology annotation, molecular function: FMN binding; oxidoreductase activity. Lineage: Eukaryota; Fungi; Ascomycota; Eurotiomycetes; Eurotiales; Aspergillaceae. The transcript has 7 exons. The record is from RefSeq and is a predicted model, not a curated record.